AUGUCAACUACUCCUGGACUGGGUCCAUCAAAUCCAAAUCAACCAUCUAGAGUGGAUGAGUCUAGACAAUCUAGUGUUACAAGUAUUUCAACUCCGAGAAAUAGAUCAACAAGUGUAUCAAGAAGAAAAUCAAGACCAGCUUUAAGAAAACAUCAUAGUAUAAGUCAAAGUCAUGCAAAAUUAAUCUAUUCAGUUGAUGAUGAUAUUAACGAACAAGAAGGAGAUGAAAAUGAAGGUUCUAAGCCAAUUGAAGCAAAUAACGUCAAAAAAACAGAUCGAGAUUAUUUAGAAGGUUAUAAUGAUGCAUUAAAAGCAUUAUAUCAAAGGAGAACUAGUAAAAGUCCAAUGAGACAAUUCCAAGAAGCUCAAGAUGUACCAAAUAUUGAAUCAACAAUAGCCAAAGAUUUAUCAGAUGCCGAAGUAAAUUUAAGAUUACUAAAGAAAAAUGAUAAAAAGAAACACCUUGUUAGUGAUGAAGAUGAUGAAGAUCAGCCACAACCAGAAGAUGAUGAACAAGAAGAUGUGGAGGAUGCACUGGACAAUGGUUCUAUUGGGUCCAAUUCAUCAAUGGAGUCACUUAAUUUGAAAGAAAGGCAAAAUGCAAUUAAUUCAACUCACCCGUUCGGUAUCAAAAUUUGGAAACCAUCAUUGUAUAAAAAGGAAAGAUCUGUUGCAACAAGAGCGGAUGAAGAUAUUCAUGAUUUUGAUCCACGACGUCCAACAACUUCAAGAAUCUUUUGGGGUGUAAGGCUAACAAAUAUAAUUUGGAGUUUAACAGCUGGUUUGUUAAUUUUCAUUACAUGUUUAAUUGGAGCAUUAUUUGUAUUUUUAUUUUCUGGAUUUGCGAUAAAACCAAAACUGAGAGCUUAUGUAGUUGCAUUCUUGAAAUUAGGUAAAUAUUGGUUAUGGCCAUUCGGAAAGUUUGUAUUGUUAAACAAAGAUAAAAAUUAUUUGGAUGAAGAUCAAUUGGAAGGUAGAACACUUAAUGAAUUUCAUCAAUGGAGAGCUCAAGAAGAAGGUAGAUUAUUUUUUGCACCUCCAAGACGUUAUACUGGCACAACUGAAGAAUCAGCACCAUUAAUGAAAGAUCAUAGAGGUAGACCUUUAAGAGAUGCUUAUAGUUCAUUAGAAGAUGGACGAACACCCGAAACUGUUCAUGAAACAGAUGAUGGAACCGAAGCAAAUGAUAUUAAAGUUAGAUUUUUUGGCAGAGGUGAUUGGAGUUCUGGUAGAAUUGCAUUUUAUGUAUAUUUUUAUGUGAUUGUACAACCAAUUUCGUAUUUAGUGGGUUUAUUAUGUUGGUUAUUAGUAUUUACUAUACCAAUAACUAAUCUUACAAUGACUUUAAAUGAUCAUGUAAGACGUCAUCCAUUAGCUUUAGAUUUUGAAAUGGAAAAAGAAUACUACCAGAGAAGAGAAAAAAAUCCAGCAUUGAAGAGAAAGAAGCAAAUGAUUUUAUUAUGUACCUAUAGAUGUUGUGGUUGGCAUUAUUAUAAAUAUACUAUAGACGGUACGAACAUUUUUUUCAUAAAUUUGAAUUCAGUUGUGUUAUUCGUUAUUUUUGAUUAUUAUUUUCUUAAAGAAACAUUAAACUGGGACGCCUUCAUCACCAAUUCAACGGUUAUUUUUUGUUUGUGUUUAUUUUCAAUUAUUCCAUUAGCUUAUUUUAUUGGUCAAGCUGUCGCUUCAAUAUCUGCUCAGUCAUCCAUGGGAGUAGGUGCUGUCAUAAAUGCCUUUUUUUCAACAAUUGUUGAAAUCUUUUUGUAUUGUGUUGCAUUAAAUCAAGCUAAAGGUAAAUUAGUAGAAGGUUCUAUGAUUGGUUCAAUUCUAGGUGGUGUUUUACUAUUACCUGGCUUAUCAAUGUGUGGUGGUGCUUUUAAGCGUAAGACUCAACGUUAUAAUCCUAGAUCUGCUGGUGUUUCAUCAACAAUGCUUUUAUUUGCAAUGGUGAUUAUGUUUGCCCCAUCUUUGUUUUAUCAGAUAUAUGGAGCUUAUGAAAUUAAAUGUAAUAAAUGUGAAAUAAAUACUGGUCUUGAUGAUUGCACCAAAUGUCGUUUUAUACAACCAACAUUCACGUUAGAUCCUUUAUAUUUUAAAGUCAUCAAACCUUUUUCAUUCAUUGUUGCAAUUGCAUUAUUUGCUGCUUAUGUCUGUGGAUUAUGGUUCACAUUAAAAACUCAUGCUUCACUUAUCUGGGCUACGAAUUCCCAUGAAGUUAAAAAGGAAGAUUAUUUUAGAUCACCGAGUGUUACUAGUGUCAAUACACCAGUUCAUGCAAAACCUAAUAAUAAGAUAGCAGUUCAAAGACUCGAAAGGGUAAACACACCAUCUGAUGCAGAUUUCAGAAAAGAACAUAAGGAAGAUGAACAAGAAGAGGGAGGACAUGAAGCACCAAAUUGGUCAAGAACUAAAUCAACUGUGAUUUUAUUAGGAGCAACAGUAUUAUACGCAGUGAUUGCAGAAAUUUUAGUGGACAAUGUUGAUUCAAUUUUAGCUGAUUUUCCCAUUGAUCCAAAAUUUUUAGGUUUGACUAUAUUUGCGUUAGUUCCUAACACUACUGAAUUUUUAAAUGCUAUUUCAUUUGCAAUUGGUGGUAAUGUUGCCUUGUCAAUGGAAAUCGGUAGUGCUUAUGCUUUGCAAGUUGUAUUGAUUCAAAUUCCAAGUCUUGUUGUUUACUCAAUGCUUAAAAAUUUUAUGAAUGUUGAUCAAAUUUUUUCUUUAGUUUUUCCAAGGUGGGAUAUCAUAGCUGCUUUAAUUUCAAUUUAUCUUUUCACAUAUAUUUAUGCAGAAGGUAAAUCAAACUACUUCAAAGGAGUGAUUUUAGUUAUAUCGUAUGCGGUAAUUCUUUGUGGUUUUUAUUUUAAUCAAGCUGUCCAGGAUUUAGAGUAA
Messenger RNA from Lodderomyces jiufengensis, 2889 nucleotides. RefSeq lists its product as uncharacterized. The record is from RefSeq and is a predicted model, not a curated record. The coding region runs from base 1 to 2889 and encodes 962 amino acids. Lineage: Eukaryota; Fungi; Ascomycota; Pichiomycetes; Serinales; Debaryomycetaceae. The transcript has a single exon. Gene Ontology annotation, cellular component: membrane; endomembrane system. Gene Ontology annotation, molecular function: calcium:proton antiporter activity. Gene Ontology annotation, biological process: calcium ion transmembrane transport; intracellular calcium ion homeostasis.